This is a messenger RNA of Triticum dicoccoides, 249 nucleotides long. RefSeq lists its product as uncharacterized. The record is from RefSeq and is a predicted model, not a curated record. The transcript has a single exon. Lineage: Eukaryota; Viridiplantae; Streptophyta; Magnoliopsida; Poales; Poaceae. Bases 1 to 249 code for a protein of 82 amino acids.
AUGGGGAGUGGGAAGAAGAGGGCGGCGCUUGCGUCCCUGUUCGGGUUCAAGAACAAGAGACAGGAGGAGGAGGAGGCAACGGCGGCGAGGCGGCAGCAGCAGAGGUACCAACACAUUCACAGGGUGCGGCCGAGCGACGACGACGACUACGCCCGGCACUGGUACGCCGAACGCGACAUCGACCGGAAGGCCUCCGAGUUCAUCGACAAGGUCCACCGCCGGAUGCUCGCCAACGAGCAGGACGGAUAG